UUUUAUUUUUAAAGGCCGAAAGAGAGUAAAUCAGACAAUUGUUGUGGCAGUAUAUACAAUUUUGCGAAAAUUUAUAUAAGUGCACUAUCUAAAGAGAAGCCUUGCCCACAAAUAGUUGAAAAAUAUUCUGAAAUAAAAACAACAAAUGAAAACAUAAAAUUAAAAACAAUCUUUAUUCGUUUUGUCCAUUAGAGAAUGACUACAAUAAUAUACCAAAAUAUAUGUUAAAUAAAAGUGUUAAAAAAUUUGUGUCAACUUCUGUUUUCAUACUUACUAUAAUAAUAACAUAGUACUUAUUGAUUUAGUAAUAUAAGGUAAAAGUACAGUUAAAUAUGUCCAAAAAAAUGGAGACAGUAUUUAAAGCAAAUAUGGACCAUAUUACUAGUGAACUAAAUAAGUAAAAUAAAUUUUAUUAAAUGAAAAUAAUGAAAAAAUAAAGCAAAACAAAACAAAAUAUUUAUAUGGCCUUGCAUUGUAACUGGCGGCAACAGGGCAACGUUAAUUAACGCAGUGAUUUACAUACAAUUAAAUAAAAACAAAUAAAUGCUAGUUAUGACCUAACAUAUAGAAACUCACAUAAAAAUAACUGGAUUAUCAAAGAAAUAUUACGUUGUCAAAAUCUCUCUAAUAGUGCAAGAAAUUAUUAUAAGCAUCGAACCCUUUAUAAAAAGAAAGAAUGUUGUACAAUGUGGGCUUUAAAAAGUCGUAACUUAAUUAAAUUGUAGUCAUCAAGACUACUAAGAUUAUGAAAGUUAACAGAAGUAUUUAAAAUAUAGACAAAUUAAAGCGAAAUUCUUUCGAAAUGGAAUGUAUCCAAUAAUUAAUAUACUUAAAGUAUAAAAAAAGUUAACUAAUGGUUGACACCCGACGGAUUAUAACAGUAGGUUACUACAAAUACCUAUAAUGCCACACUGUGAAACAUCUAAUGGUGAAUGGACUUUGAACUCAAACGAAUUAAACAAUUACCAGCAAAAUAGGCGCAAUGAGGAACUACAAAGGAAGAAAAGUCAAUCCAAAGCCAAUAAAAAAUCGUCAAUCAAUUUGAAAACGGGACAGGGGACUGUUAGUGGGUUCAAUGACCAAUAUACGCAAAUUACUGACAACAUAAUAGAACAAAAUAAUUGCAAUGAUUUGGAAAACAUCUUUAUUGUACCAUCAAGUAGUUCAGGCGGAAUGGAGUCAUCGUUAUCCGAACUCCUUUUAAUUCCGCCAAAAAAAAUUUCUCAUCCUUGGCAAACCGCAGAAGAAAAAGAAAGUUGGCAAAAUGACAGUUUUCGCCAACGAAAUGAAAUGUUUUCUUGUAUAUAUACAAAUAGUAUGCUAAAUCAGCAACAAUGCCCGCAGCAACAGCUUUUGGCCACACAACUUUUAUAUGCUCGGCUUCUUCGGUCUCAGCUAGCUGAACAGGAAUCUCAGUCGAAUAAAUCAAAGAUGGUUCAUUAUUCAGGAUCGAAAAAGACCAUGCUUCGGCAAAAUGAGCUUCUAUCAACCCCAUCUUCGCAGGAUAAUAAUAACAAUAUUAAGUUAAUAAAUGAUAUCGAAAACAGCUUAAGCUGUGUAGAUCCCCAUUUGUUUGAUUUAUCUAAUGUUCACCAAAGUCAAAGAGCAGAACACAAAAAUAAGCAAGAAGAUAAAAAUUGUUACUCACCAAACUUAAAAUCGAACAAGGAAGCCAUAGAUGGGUACGACUUACAACACACAUUUGAUUUUAUCAGAGAGCAAAAAAACGUAUUCAUCGACAUUAUAAAAAAACUCGAAAAUCUCUCCGAGAUCUCAGGUAAAUUUAGGAAAAGGUUAAGUGUGCGUCAAGGUCACAUUGAUGUAAAUUAUGGCUCUGAUUCAGCCCUUGAGGAAAGUGUAGGAAGGCAAAUAGAUGGAAAUCGCAAGUCUAUUGAAAGUUUAUUGGAAGAGGUAAAACGAUUGUAUAAUCAAUGGAGCAGCGCUGAGCUCUAUUAUGUUCGCAGCUUACAACGCUUGGGACUAACAUCAGAGGAUGGAGGUGAAUAUACACAUACACCAACACAUACUAUUAUGGCAUUGGCUGCUAUAGCACUGUCUAAUGAAAGUGGUAUUUCCCUAGAGAAAACAUCUACAGUGCACUCUAAGCUCCUGGAUGUUGAUAGCGAGUCCGAUUUGUUUUUGACCUCAGCAAAACCUAAAACGUUGGUCGAAAUAGAGGAUAUAAUAUUACAACUCGCAUCAUCUCUUAAUAUGCCUCAAUCUAACGCUGCUAGUACCACUCCUGGGGCCUACAGUGAUAGUGUUAAAAGCGAUUGCGAAGAAUCAGACUCAGCACCCACUUGCAUUUGGCAUUCGACAAGUCGAACCUUUCGCCGCAAAAAUGAGGUAGAGCCUUGUAGCACUGCAGCUGAGAUUAUUUUAGAAUAUGCUUCACUGUCUUCGACUUCUAACUGUGACACCUCACGCUUGCUUACAUCUGCAUCAAAUAUUACAGAUGUUACUGAAAAUUAUAAUGUCACAACACAAUUGCCUAUUAUGUUUAAUUAUAAUCGAGAAAGUUCAGCUGUGUCAAUUAUUACCGAUCCUUCCAUUUUUCCUGAGUUUUCUACUGCACCUUCACCUCCGUCGACUAGUAGUAAUAGUGGAUGCUCUACUGGAAUUUUCGGCAUGAGUCAAAAUCGAAGAAAACAAAGACUUGCAAAGCGCAUUGAAACUUUGACUACAAAUUCUUUUAAAUCGGAUGCAAUAAGGGGACAUGGUGACAAAGAAAGCACCAAUCAGCUAAAAAUAUUGCCAUCAAUUACAGCAUCGACAACUGAAAAUGUUUCCCAUUUAAUUACUAAGACAUUGUCUUCGCCUAAUGUCUCUUUAAGAGCGCAGGAACAUUCCAUUACUAACUUUUUUAAGGAACGCAUAAGCGCUUUACAGGCGAAUACCGGAUCAAUGAAGUCUGAAAUUUUUCCAAUGCUAGAUGCCCCAUACGACUUAAGUGUUGGAAGCAAGACAAAACACAUGAACCUGGAAACAAAAAACCCAUCAAAUACCCAAUCAAAUGACUCUAAGGACACUUCAAAUGAUAAAAAAAAACCCCAUAUUAAGAAACCAUUAAAUGCGUUCAUGCUCUAUAUGAAGGAAAUGCGUGCUAAAGUUGUUGCCGAAUGUACACUAAAGGAAUCCGCUGCUAUUAAUCAGAUAUUAGGACGACGGUGGCACGAACUUUCCCGCGAAGAACAAAGCAAAUAUUACGAAAAAGCUCGACAAGAGCGCCAAUUGCAUAUGGAAUUGUAUCCGGGGUGGAGCGCACGAGAUAACUAUGGUUACGUGUCAAAAAAGAAAAAGCGAAAAAAAGACAGAUCGACAACGGAUUCGGGAGGUAAUAAUAUGAAAAAAUGCCGCGCCCGCUUCGGACUGGAUCAACAGAAUCAGUGGUGCAAACCGUGCAGGCGCAAAAAGAAAUGUAUUCGUUAUAUGGAAGCCCUGAACGAUAAUGGGCCCGCCGAGGACGGAAGUGGUUUUGAUGAACACGGAAGUCAGUUAAGUGAUGACGACGAAGAUGACUACGAUGAUGAUAAACUGGGCGGAAGUUGUGGAAGUGCCGACGAAACAAAUAAAUUAGAAGACGACGACUCAGAAUCACUAAAUCAAUCCAUGCCCAGCCCAGGCUGUCUUAGCGGAUUGUCCAGUUUACAGAGCCCAUCGACAACAAUGAGCUUGGCAAGCCCACUUAACAUGAAUGCCAAUUCAACAACCAGUGUUGUAUUUCCUGCUACUUCUAAUGCGCUUUUAAUCGUCAGCGCAGACCAGCCGACUGCACAGCAACGGUCCACAUUGGUGUCAAUCGCGGGAUCGAGCAGUGGCUCAACCAGUAGCAUGAGUACAACCCCAAAUAGGUCAAGUACACUUUCGCCAGUUACAUGUACGACCGGCCCGUGUCUAGGUUCAUCUCAGGAACGAGCCAUGAUGCUUGGAAAUCGUUUUAGUCACUUGGGAAUGGGGAUAAGUCCUCCAGUAGUUAGCACGAGCAGCAGUAAAUCUGAACCAUUUUUUAUGCCUCAUCCCACAAUUUGCAAUAAUCCUAUCUUUUCAUUGCCAUCAAUUGGUAAUUGUAGUUUAAAUAAUUCUCCAAUGGCGAACACAUCCCGAAACCCUAUUGGUGCUAACCCACGAGAUAUUAAUAAUCCCCUUAACAUCAAUCAGUUGACUAAAAGACGUGAAUAUCAAAAUAUUGACAUGAUUGAAGCUAGUGAGUCAAAGACUAUAGUUGCCCACGCCGCUACAUCCAUUAUUCAACAUGUAGCAGUGCACGGCUACCACGCGAAUCACUCGCUUUUAAAUAGUAGCUUAAGCCAACAUUUUCAUCACCAAUUAAAUAACCGUACGGAAAAACCCAAUAGAAGUGAGCAGACAAUGCUGUCCGUAAAUAGUCAUUCUGUAAAUAGCAGUGAAUGCCAUAAAGAAUCUGAUUCGCAGGCAAUUGCAUCUAGCAAGACUCCAAACGCUGCAUCUAACGAUAACGGCGUUAUUAGCGUUUCAUAACGGAUUGCAAUGGAUUUGUAGAAUUGAUUCAUCAAAUUUUAAUGUUUAUGUGUGAGAAAAUAAUUAAAAUAAAAACAUACGUGCAAUAAUUAUUAUUCUCGCCAGCCCAAGCCAUCUUAUGAAACAAGAGGCCAUCAAAACUAGUGCCACGCUUACAUCGCAAUAUUUCGUUUUUGUUUUUUUAAUAUAAAAAAACAUUACUAUAAAGUACACUGAGUCAUAGAAUUUGUGCACAAAAAUAUUUAGGAACAAUUCCAACAGAGGCCAACCUUAGAUAUUUCUAUAAAGAAACAUGACUCAAAUCUCAAUCUUGGCCGUGCCAAAUAGAAUAAACAGACACACUAAACUUAAGUUACAUAAAUACUUAUAUUGCUUUUGACACCUCAUCAAAUACUACUUUCAUCCAGGGGUAUAGACUUCAAAGCUCUAUGGGUAUAUCAAUAAAACAAUUUUGUAUACUUUUCUUUUUAUUUUGCUUAAAAUUAUGGUUAUUAUUUUUUUUACAAAAUUGUUUUUUUUUUUUUUUUUUAAUUGCGAUACAACUUUUGAAAAUCUAUAUUAAUAAUGCCUCUCCGGCAAAUAUUUGGUUGUGAAUAUAAAUUGUUUCUGCACUAAAACUAUGAGAAGGCCGAAAUAUAUGGAUUUCGAAGAUUAACGAAUCACUUAUUUAGCCAUUAAUUUGGUCGUUUGUCAUUUAUUGACUGUUUCAUUAAAGAAGACAGAAUUUAACAACGUCUAAUAUCAUAACGCCACCCUCAACCCCCGUGACGUGUAUCUAGCCUCAGGAUUUAAAUUAAAUGUAUCAUAUAUAUUUUAAUUUUUCAAUAUCCUGAAACAUUUAUAUUAUGUAUGCAAUGCCAGGACAAUGAGUGAUUAAACUUAACAAAAAGGAUAUUGUUAGUUCCGAAGAGAUAAAGACCACAAAAAGUUACCCAAUCUAAGAGUCUGUGGGUGUUAUGGCACAAGCCGCUUGGAUGACCCCGGACACGCCGCCAUUCGCAUUAAAACAUUAAAUUUAACCUUGCUUGUAAUGAUAACUAUAAAUUGUUAAAAUGUAACAUGCUUAAAGUAUAUGAUUUCACUUUAAGAUAAAUGAUUCUAUAUAAAUUAGUUCACUACCUCUAGAAAGUUAACGAAUUAAAUGGUUCAUCAUAUAGUAUGCCGAAAAAGCC
Messenger RNA from Drosophila erecta, 5669 nucleotides. It is a transcript of the gene pan, whose product is annotated as protein pangolin, isoforms A/H/I/S. Gene Ontology annotation, biological process: regulation of transcription by RNA polymerase II; canonical Wnt signaling pathway. Lineage: Eukaryota; Metazoa; Arthropoda; Insecta; Diptera; Drosophilidae. Gene Ontology annotation, molecular function: RNA polymerase II cis-regulatory region sequence-specific DNA binding; DNA-binding transcription factor activity, RNA polymerase II-specific. Bases 904 to 4497 code for a protein of 1197 amino acids. The transcript has 5 exons. The record is from RefSeq and is a predicted model, not a curated record. Gene Ontology annotation, cellular component: beta-catenin-TCF complex.